UUACAUUUUUUUUUGCAAGGGAGGGGGAAGAUUUCUCAAGGUCACUUCGUGGAUUUUAGAUUUUUUCCCCCUCUCCUUCCCUCUUCCUCGCCUUCUGGAUCUCUUUCCCCUCCAAACCAAUCCUCCCCGUGUUGUUUCUGCCCUCCAUCGGAUCACUGGUGCUUCUCCAUAGAGGUCUGUUGGAUUAUAUUUCUCUUCUAUUCUGCCCCCCCCUUCUCUUCCUUUGGAUUUUAUAAGCCUGGAGGAAAGAGCCCCUUAAAGAGAGAGAGGGAGAGAGACCCAGCCUGGAUUAGUAGGGAGGCGUGUAUCUGUGGGGCCUCACCCCCCCCCAACAUCGCUCGGAUUCUGAAAUCCUUUAAAAAAAAUCUGGGAUAUUAUAAUAAAUUUUUUUCUUUCGGAAAUGGAUGGUAAAAUCAGACAGAGCAGGAAAUCUCGCUCCCAAAGGGACCGCGUGAGAAGGAGGGACCCCAAUGGCCGGGACCGUCCAAAUCACAGCCCUUCCUCCACCUCGGAAAGGGAACGAAGCCCGGGCAAGGAAAAUACAAGCCAAAACUGCCCCAACCCAAAAAGCCAGGCUUCUGCUGUCAGGAAUGCCAGACCUCCGAGGAGGCGGCGGCGAGAAUCCAGUUCCCAGGAAGAAGAUUUAAUUGAUGGAUUUGCCAUUGCCAGCUUCAGUACCAUGGAAGCCUUAGAGAAGGACAUGUCAUUGAAGCCUCAGGAGAGAAAGGAAAAAUGGGAGAGACAUCCGGGAAAGAAACCACGAGAAUCCGAACAUUGCGUGUCAGCUGAGCCCAGCGAAAACGGCCAUAAUAAUGAUGCCGGGAGUUCGGGAAGAGAGACGGAUCGAGGGAAGGAGCGGGUGAAGAAGAAAGUUCCCUUGAAAGCCCACAAGCAGAUGAAGGUCCCGGUGAAACGGAGUGGCAGAAACAGUGAAGACGACAGCAUCCGGGAGGCCACCAGCUCACAGCUUAGCAGCUCCAGAGACUGCCUCAGCGAUAGUUCUGCUCAAUCGCUUUCAGGAAAAGGUUAUUCGGUAAGUCACCUUAACAACUAA
Molecule: messenger RNA, 1054 nt
Organism: Pogona vitticeps (central bearded dragon)
Lineage: Eukaryota; Metazoa; Chordata; Lepidosauria; Squamata; Agamidae
Source: RefSeq, a predicted model, not a curated record